AUAAAUUUUAUUUAGAGAAAGAGCAAAAGCAUAAAUAGCAUCGAGAGAGAGAGACACUGUUCUCUCAUUCAUUCGCAAAUUCGUUGACCAUUAGUAUUUGAUAGAAGCAAGCGAUGAUGAAUCUUAGGGUUUUGUUCCUCGCUCUCCUUCUCCUUGCAUCUCCUCUGCUUCAAGUUGCUAGAUGUCAAUCGGAUGCCGAGGAUCACUCCAGUCUUGUUGAUGAUGUUGUUGGAGAAAACAGUGAUGAUGCGGUUGAGGAAGAUGACCACGAUUUGGAUAUGAACUUGUCCUCAUUUCCAGGAGUUGAGACUGUUUGUGUUUUCCCCAAAAACAGUGCCAAAUUGGUUCCAGCUGGAGAAGAGACUGAGCUCCUUGUUGGUCUUAAAAAUGAGGGGAAAACUAGCGUAGGUGUGAUGGGAAUUAGGGCCAGCGUUCAUCUUCCUUAUGAUCAUAAGUUGUUGGUUCAGAAUCUAACCAUGUUGAGAUUCAACAAUGCAUCCAUCCCAACGUCUCUUCAAGCAACAUUCCCGUACAUCUUUGCAGUCAGCCAGUACCUGCAGCCUGGAGCAUUUGAUCUGGUGGGUUAUAUCAUCUAUGACGUGGAAGGAAAGCCAUACCAGAGUGUCUUCUACAAUGGAACCAUAGAGGUAGUUGAAUCUGGAGGUCUUCUCAGCGGCGAAUCUGUUUUCCUUAUAACACUAGGAAUCGGUCUCCUCCUCCUCCUCGGUCUAUGGGCAUACAGCCAAGUUCAGCGUCUCACCAAGAAAACCAAAAAGGUUUCCAAGGUGGAAGUAGGAACCAGGUCUACCGAUGCAUCACUCGAUGAAUGGCUCGAGGGGACUACUUUAGCCAAGACAUUGUCUGGGAAAUCGAAGAACAAGAAGAACUAAAAGAGAUGUUUUGCUCCUUCCAGUUGUUAUAGACUCAGCUUCGGCGUUUUGAAAGAGUUUCCAAGUUUAAGUUCAGUCUUGAGGAAAUUUAGGGUUUUAAACGUCACUUUUUUUUUUGGUUCCAGCAUUGUACUCUUUAGACAAUCUUUACUUCUUGUCAUAAAUAUUCUCCUCAUGAAACCACUUAACUUAUAAAUGGUUUAGAUCUUCCGUUUUGUGUUGUUAA
Molecule: messenger RNA, 1116 nt
Organism: Arabidopsis lyrata subsp. lyrata
Lineage: Eukaryota; Viridiplantae; Streptophyta; Magnoliopsida; Brassicales; Brassicaceae
Product: translocon-associated protein subunit alpha
Exons: 8
Coding region: 114-890 (258 amino acids)
Cellular component (GO): endoplasmic reticulum membrane; endoplasmic reticulum
Source: RefSeq, a predicted model, not a curated record